AGUGGGCGGUGCAAUAGUGCCCCAUCGUUGGUGUCAGUGGGCGGUGCAAUAGUGCCCCAUCGUUGGUGUCAGUGGGCGGUGAAUAGUGCCCCAUCGUUGGUGUCAGUGGGCGGUGCAAUAGUGCCCCAUCGUUGGUGUCAGUGGGGUGGGCGGUGCAAUAGUGCCCCAUCGUUGGUGUCAGUGGGCGGUGCAAUAGUGCCCCAUCGUUGGUGUCAGUGGGCGGUGCAAUAGUGCCCCAUCGUUGGUGUCAGUGGGCGGUGCAAUAGUGCCCCAUCGUUGGUGUCAGUGGGGCGGUGGAAUAGUGCCCCAUCGU
Messenger RNA from Staurois parvus, 313 nucleotides. Lineage: Eukaryota; Metazoa; Chordata; Amphibia; Anura; Ranidae. The record is from the annotation of a GenBank genome assembly.